Toxotes jaculatrix (banded archerfish) is the source of this 1389-nucleotide messenger RNA. RefSeq names its product signal-regulatory protein beta-2-like. Bases 7 to 1047 code for a protein of 346 amino acids. Gene Ontology annotation, biological process: response to bacterium. The record is from RefSeq and is a predicted model, not a curated record. Lineage: Eukaryota; Metazoa; Chordata; Actinopteri; Toxotidae. The transcript is spliced from 6 exons.
AGGAAAAUGCUGAUCAUACUCCAUGUAUUGCUGUUACUCAGAGCGGGACGUUGCACAGACGAUCUGAUCUUUGAGACAAAGGUUGUUGGUGUUGGAGAUGAUGUGAAUUUGACGUGUGCUCGCCAAGAAUCUGAUGAUGCUGACUUAUAUUGGAUCAGGCUUGUUUCUGGAGAUUUCCCUGAACUCCUGGGAGGAACAUUUACCUUUGAUCACGAUGGUGUUAAUUCAGGUCGUCACAUUACAACAAAACAAGAGCCUGGAACUUUUCUUCUGCAUAUUAGUAAAACAGAGCGAAAUGAUACUGGAUUUUAUUACUGCAUAAAAGUGGAAGUACUCGACAUGAAAUUUUUGACAGGAACAUUUCUGAGAAUUAAAGGACCAGAACCAGAAAUCUCACCCGUCAUUCAAGUCUCUCCAUCUGAUCCAGUCCAUCCAGGAGACUCAGUGACUCUGCAGUGUUCAGUCCUCUCUGACUUGAAGACGAAAACAUGUGCAGGAGAUCACAGUGUGUUCUGGUUCAGAGCUGGAUCAGAUGAAUCUCGUCCCAGUUUAAUUUAUACUCAUGGAAACAGUAGUGAUCAAUGUGAACAGAGUCCUGAAGUUCACUCUCCACAGAAAUGUGUCUACAGCUUCUCUAAGAGCGUCAGCUCCUCUGAUGCUGGGACUUAUUACUGUGCUGUGGCCACAUGUGGACAGAUAUUAUUUGGAAAAGAGUCAGAACUGGACACUAAAGCUCUGUGGGAUUUACAGACGGCCAGUACGCUUCUGAUUCUGUUAUGUGCUGCUUUGGUUAUAAGUCUGAUCGUUAUUGCCAUCCUGAUUUAUCUCAUCAAGAAGAAAACUUGUGAUUGUUGCAAAGCUGCAGUUUCUCUGCAAACAGAUUCUGCAACAGCCAGUGGUAAUCAGAAAAGUCAUCUGAGAGAUGAGGACUCAUUGGUUUAUUCUGCACCAACGUUCACCAGUCGGAAAGCUGGUAAAGCAGAGAGAAGGAACACAAGAACAGCAGAAGGAGAGACAGUCUACACUGAUGUCAGGGCUCUGCAAUAGAUUAGCAGCAGUUUUCUUGUUCUUUGAAGCUGAUAUAAUUUAUGUCUGUCACACUGUGGGAAAUCUACUGCUUCACAUCAAUGUCACAUCUGAUGUUGGUAUAUUUUAUUUUGUGUGUUUUGUGUGUUUUUUCCUUUCCAUUUUUUGUCUGUCUCCUUUUGUCUGAUAUACACUUUUAUGGCUCUUAAAUGUGCAUCAGAUUCAUGUAAAACAGUUGUAUUAAAUGAAACUGAUGUUUGUGUAAAUGUGUUUCUUUCUUCCUUAAAACACAAACAUACAUUGUUCAUUUUGACAAUGAGUUUAGUUAUAAUCACUGAAGGAAUUAACAAAUAAUAAUAAAUA